GUGAGGAAAUGGUUCCCAACAUGGCGGGCUAUGUUGAAUUUCUUAGAAGGUUUCUUAUAUUUUUUGUUGCCGUUCUUUGUUUAUCAUCAGCGACUGUGCCUAAGGAUCAGCAAAGGAAGGUAAGAUGGGCAUAUAGAUGCAACUUUUCUGUGGUCUGGAUGGUGUUUUGAAACAUUUUAGUCCUGAAUCAACGAAGGCUUGCAUUGGCUCUGACUGUCGUUCAUAAUUUCUCAGAUAACAUACUUGUAGUCCUCUUUACGAUAAACAGACAAGCAGUUUGCACAAACGUUAAGAUAGCAUGUGAAACCGGAGGGACAUUACCUGGGCACAUUUUGACGAUAAUUAUCACUUGCAAAUUGUAACUCCUAAGCGGAAUGGACCACGAGCUCGAGUACAUAUAUAUCGUAUAUAAAUCCUAGAAGACAAAUCUACUUGACAAACCAGUUGUUUGAAAGAGAAAACCUUAAUAGAUGUCAUAUAAAAAACAAACAUUCAUAUAGAAUGUCGCUCUUAAAAAAAUUUGCAAAAAUUUGAUGAAAAGUUGUGGCCUUAUGUGUUAGCCAAUUUUUGAAAGAAGCUCAACAUUAAAUCCAUCGAGAAAAAAGUAAAGACUAUACACAAACAUGUAAGUGACAAAGCUAAUUAGUGGGAGUUAUAUUUAAUAGAUAUACUUACACUUAACCCUUUAACUCUCAAGAUCUGAUCAUAUAUUCUCCCCUCAAGCUGCUACACAUUUCUUCGUAAAUCAGUGACAAGAAUUUGGUGUUAGUUCUACCUGAUAAGUUUGAGUCUUCCCAUUACAUGUUUUCUGGAUAAUUAAUGUCUGACUAUUUAAGGGAGAAUUUACAAGGUGAUCAUCUCUGGGAGUUAAAUGGUAAUUUCAUUUGAAAUUUCCAAGAAAAGUUGAUGCAUACUAACAGCACAAAGAAAUUCAAAAUUCUAAAAUUUAGAAUCUUGUUCCACAUCUUAAAUAUUCCAUAAAAUUUUUGUUUCUUUGCAGAUUACCAUUAAAAGCAUACCAUGCCCAACACAUAUAACAGAGUGCAGUAACACAACUUACAUCAUUCAUGUUAUUGCCGAGAGUACAGAUAAACAGAAUUCCAUGCACUACCUCUGGUCUGUCAUUGGUUCUCCAACUAUCAUUGCAGCUUACUUUGACAGUAUAGAUGUUAAUGUAUCAAUUGAUUGGAACCAUGUCUUGAAUAACAAUUCCACAAAGGGAAUUACAUUUACACAAACAAGUCUUCACAUCACAGCACUUGUUAUUCCAGCUAUUUAUGAGUUUCAGGAUAAAAAAGAUGAACUGUUUUACACUGAGAAAGAUGUUGUGAACACUAUUGUGAAACAUGGCUUCCAGGAUGAGGUAACACACUGGGAAGAACCUGAAAUUGAUCACAAAAACAAUGUGACAACUUUUACAGGGAAAAUGUUGGGAGGAACAGUUAUUUUUCAGGUAAGAGAUGAUAGUAAUAAUAGUACUAAUGAUAGUUAAAAUAAUGGAUCAGUGUUAGUAUCUAAACAAAUGUGCACCUACCCCUCACUAACCCAACAUUAACCCUAACUUUUUAUCAGGCAAUUGUUGUUGGGUUAGGGGAGGGGUAGGUAUGCAGUUGCUCAGACACUGACAUUGAUCCCUUUGUUUAACCCUUAAACUCUUAUGUUUGACAAAUUCAGAAUUUCUCCUUAGAAUAUCGAUAGAAUUUCAAGUGAUAAGAAUAAAGAAAAAUAUCAAUUAGGAGUUUAUCAGUUGAUCCAAUAUUAAAUUAUCCAAACUAACAUCAUAAGGGAGUAAGGUUCUUAAGAAACUUUAGCGCUGCAAUUGAUUUGAUAGUGUAAGUUGGCCACUGUAAAGAGUUUCAAAGCUGACAUUUUGAGUAUGAGCCCUUCAUCCUUCACUCUGACAAAGGGCUAACACUCAAAACAUCAGCUUUGAAACUACCGUAUUUAUUCGACUAUAAGCAGAGUAAUUUCUAUAUAAAUCAAAACUGAAGUGAAUGAAAAUUUGGGAUCUAAGGGGGUCUCAGCUCAUAGCCAAAAGUUUUUGAUUAAUAAUUACAUCAUCAACUCAGUUGAUAAUGUAAUAUUCUAUGGCACAGAGAUUGACUCUGGCUUGGUUGAUUUGAUGAUCUCACUGCGGGGGAGUAUACAGUUCUCCUGUGUUGCUACCUUAACAGUACCUUCUCUCUAUUACUGCCACUGAAACAAAAAUUAACCACCUUUUAUAUUUGUUUCUACAGUGCAAUGCAUCAGCAAUCAUGGACAGAGAGUCAAUAUUGCCACAUCAACAAUUCUCCAGCAAUUCUACAGUUUUUACACUGACACUUCAUAAGUUAACAAAUCUCCAACACAAAGGGCAUACUCGAUUUAUAUUUGAAUUGGUCUCAUUUUCUGAGGAUGACAGCUCCACUUGUGUUACAGCUCAAAAGUCUCUUGAUGAUGAACACACUCCAGCUGUUUUUAAAACCAUUGUCAUAAACAGUACACUUGGCAGUCAUUCAUCAUACUGUGCAUGGAAACCUGUAGCCUACCUGAAAGAGUCAAGGAAACUAAGUAACCAAGUCCCUUCUUUUUCAUAUUUUGGCAAUCAGCAUCGGUUUAUCAGUAAUAAACAGUGUCAAACUCUCCCAUCAUCAUCCUCUACAGAAGACUUCAUCAGCAUAGUUUCACAUCUGAAGGGGAACUUCAUAUCAAGUCAAAUGAAUAUUUCCUUUGGACAACAAAAAGAUGGCUGGUAUGAUGGCCCAGAGGGUUCCAGAUAUCUCACAUGGUAAUCCUAUUGAUUUACUGUUAUUAUUAUUAUUAUUAUUAUUGAUAUGGUCAUUUUUUUUAAGUGCUUUGUUAUCUCUCUUUGACAUCAUAUACAACUAUAAUCUGUUCACCCAAUUACUGAGGAAAACUUCUAGAUAAAGGCAUGUGAAAUGCAUUUCCUUGUGGCCUUAUGAUGUGUUCUUUCCAGUUUGUAAGCAUCUGUUAGUUUUUCCAAAUGUGAGCAGCCAUUUGCCAGUUUCAUGAUCUUCACUUUCAUAUUGUUGCCCCGUGUAAAGCCUUUCUAUGGAAACAAGUUUUAUUGCAUAACAAAAAAUAUAAUUUACAGGAGGGCCUCUAGCAAAUGAUCUUUAUUAUUAACAGUUGUAUAAAAAAAAACUCUUGUCUGAAGGUAAUACAUUCAAACCUGUUAAGCAGCACCAUAUUCAGUGGUCAGUUGUUAAAGUCCCAAAAUUCCCUCCCCCACCUUAAGAACUGUAAUUUUUACCUCCAUCAAGCAGUCACUUCUAUUGAGCAUCUGUGAUAACUGUUGAAUGAGUGGAGCUUGUAUUAAGCAGCAGCGUAUUAAGCUUUCACUCUGUAUUCAGCAGUCUGUUGUCAAAGUCUCAAACUUUUUCCAGUUCAGUACUGCAAUUUUCAUCUCUGUAAAGUGGUCACCCUUGACUGAGUCUAAAUGACCUGUUUGUAUUGGUGACUGGUUGAACUGUAUUUGGUACGAAGUAAGUAUUAGGCAAAUUCCAAUAGAAGGUUGUGUGGAUUGUAGUGACAACAUACAGUACAUGUAGAUGCUAAUUGUCUCUCAGAAAUCUGGUAAUCUAGAACCCAAUCAUCCUAUAUCCUGUUUGCUCAUUUGUUUUUAUUUUUCUUAGGUCUGCAGUGGUGGGCUACGGAACUCCAAUUAAAGAUGACUUUUCUAUGCUUGUGUGGUUGAUUAUAUUUAUUGGUUUUGGCACACCCAUGCUUCUAAUUUUUAUCACCAUAAUUUAUGUUAUUAUCAAGAAGGUCAAAGCCAAGAAAGCAACAUCCUCAUAUGGCAUGAUUAACUAACAACAAUAAUUUCAAUGUCCAUAAUGUUCGCUUUGUAAAAUGUAUUCUAUAUACAAGGCUAAAAAAAAAAAAAAAAAAAAAAUGUUUAAACCAAACGUUUUUGGCUGUUUGCCAUCAUCAGGGUUUUUAAUUUUUUUUAGCCUUGUAUAUAGAAUACAAUAAUUUCAAUGUUUUUAAAACAUGUUAAAUUCAUACACAGAUAAUUAAUGGAACGGAUGUCCUUUACACCCUAAGAGUUACCUGCAUCUAAUUUCUCAUUACAGUAAUACUGCUGAAUCAUUCAUUAGGAUCAUGAGAAUAAAGGAAGCUGUGAUUGUUAAACAAAUUCUCCUUGUCAGUACCAAAGGAAAUGUAAAGAGAAGAGUGUAAAGAAUAUGGAUAUUGAUGUUAGGUUGUAAAGGGUUAAGAACUUGUUCAGGUGUUAAAUAAUUACAUUGAAUACUGAGCUGAUGGACAUGAUUCAAGUCUUUUUUGCAUUGUCGACAGUUUCCUUUUGAGUCUUGAGGUACUUACCAAUUUUGUCAGGUCAUGAUGUUCAGCGUUUAGAUCAUGAUUUGCUGGACAAAAUUAGGCAGGGUUAGUUUUAGUGGCUAGAUGCAAUACUUCAUAUGAACGUAGGCAAUGUCAUACUAGCACUUGGUUUUGUAUAUCAUCAUUUCUCUAAAAGUGCAGUAAAAUAGUUAUGCAGUGUAAGAAAGUGUUUUACAUUAGCAUAAUUUGGAACAACAUAAGAUGUCUUCACAAACUCUCCACCCCAAUUUGGCUCAAGGCAGAUUUUGAUGUGGUUGGUUGAUUAAGAAGAAAUAUUGUCAACAAUUCUUUGAGAUGUUGUAAUGUGAAAAACCAUAAUUGCUAGGUAAGGAUAGAGUACAAAAGCAUUUUUUCAUUCAUGUAUGAGUUGAAAGUUUAAGUUGCUACCAUAGAUGGUAGUUUCUUUAAAAUUUCUAUUUGAAUUUAAACUUUAUUUUUAAAUAGUUUAAUUUCAUGAUGAUGGGACAUUUUUUGGGGUUAUGAUAUUCACUGACUACUUAUCUUACAGACUGCUUGAAAUUAAGUUAAAUUGUUGCUAUCUCAAAAUAAUGGCAACUAAGGUAACUUUCAAGAGAGGUUUUCUUUGUCUACCAUGCCGCUUUACAUCCUAACGACAUAAAAAUGUUGGAAAAAAAGUAGAGAUUUUUUCAUUUUUGUGGUUAAAAAAUGAAGCCCACUCUAUUAUUAUUACAGCAAGAUUGAGGUCCAUUGGUGUAAAAUGAUAAAAUGUAGUGAUGUAAAGUUAUUAUAUUUAUUGAUGAUUAUUUUUUGUAUUCUCACAAACUGGUUUGUACUCAUUUUUUAUAAAUAAACUUAGCAUCAAC
Molecule: messenger RNA, 5168 nt
Organism: Pocillopora meandrina
Lineage: Eukaryota; Metazoa; Cnidaria; Anthozoa; Scleractinia; Pocilloporidae
Source: the annotation of a GenBank genome assembly